Molecule: messenger RNA, 1539 nt
Organism: Pyricularia pennisetigena
Lineage: Eukaryota; Fungi; Ascomycota; Sordariomycetes; Magnaporthales; Pyriculariaceae
Exons: 1
Coding region: 1-1539 (512 amino acids)
Source: RefSeq, a predicted model, not a curated record
AUGAGCUCUGAACCUCAGCACCCAGCCAACAAUGGGACGCCGCCCCAAGACGUCAGCACGGCCUUCUUUGCCCGCGACAACGACGGUGUCGGCCCCUGGUGGCGUCUGCCUAUCGAAUUGCAACAUAUGGUACUCCGGCGCUUGGGCGAAACCCAGCUCUACCGCGACACCGGCAAAGCUGCCCACUGGUUCCUUCUGGAUUGCACUUACUGCACAGCCCCGGCAGGAAAGAAUCGGAUACGAAACCUGAACGUCCGGGACCGCAAGACGUGGCUUCCGGAGCACUUGACCAGCUUUAUGCGCUUCCGCACGAUGGAGCAGCCCAACGUCAGACGCCAGCCUGGCGACAAUCAAGUCUACUGGGACCGGCCGGAGCAGUUCGACCCGUGGGGCGAUUCGACUGGGUACUUUGGUCGGCACAACCCGUCCAUGUCCCGCAGGCGGCGCAACCUAUUCCGGACGCGCAUCCCAGGCCACGCCCAGGCGCUGAGGAGAAUCAUCCGGGGCGCGUCGGGCACCAACCGGCCCUUUAUCUUCUCGCAGCUGCCGAGGCCCCAGCAGCUCGACCCCUUUGUGUGGCUUUCAAUGACUCCCAGACAACCCAUCAACGGCUUAAAACCUUCGGCCCCGCCCGAAGACCCCAACGCAAAAGAAGGAUUCAGCUACAUGGUCAUCAACACGGCCGAGGACCUCGUCAUAAUCCAGAACAAGCGGCCGAAUCUGGUGCCCCUGCCGGACCCGAGGGUUGCAGAAAACCACGUCCUGAUGUUCGACCACUACCUGGUCAGCAGCGUGUACACGCAGUUCCAGCACCAGCGGCAGAUCGGCUACGAGGUCAACCUGGCCGGGGGGGAACAGACGGCCUACGAAGACCCGACGAGCCCCGAUUUUGGCGAGGACCCGGACUGGCACCCGCUGUUCUGGUCCGUCGUGCACUUCCCGCGGCUCGAGACCGUGUGGUUGAUCAACUACAACCUGGCGCUGAAGCCCGGCAGGAGGCCCCGCGCCGCGGACCGGCGGUUCCAGGCCCGUGGAUUGGACCUUUACGAGGUCGCCCGACCGACCGAGGAUGACGAAGGGGCGUGGCACGACUGCCUGGACUUUGUGCAGCUGGCGGAGAAGUUCGAGACCAAGAUGCUGACGCACUGGCAGGCGUGGUGCCACACGCGGCUGUGGGACGAGGGCGGGCGCGAGCGUGCCUACGGCGGCGACGAGCCGGCCCUGACCAUUGGAAACGACAUGGACGCCAACGGGAACCCGAAGCCGGACGUGCCCGCCUACCAGAUGGUUACGGACUUGUGGAAUCGCCGCGUGGCUUACGAGCCCGAGUACUGGGAGAGGCUGGCGCCGGCCGGGCCGACGCCGAGGAUCAGAGUCAAGGUGCUGGCCGUCAUCAAACACGGCGAGGUGGACGACGACUGCAGGGAUGAGGAUGCGGAGGAGGAGUUGCGUCGCGCGCGGCUGCCUGUGGAUAAGGAUGCCGACACUCCCGUGGAGGGUUUGGAUGAGGAUGGUGAUGAGGCCAUGGAGGGUUGUUAG